Seminavis robusta is the source of this 1623-nucleotide messenger RNA. The record is from the annotation of a GenBank genome assembly. Lineage: Eukaryota; Bacillariophyta; Bacillariophyceae; Naviculales; Naviculaceae.
AUGAAGCUCUCUCCGUUCAUAGCAUUCUGGAUAUCAGCAUCAUUGUUGAGCCACUUCAGUGUUUGCAAUGCUCAAACUGCAGUGACAGCAGAUGCUCGUCUAAGUGCUCGUAGGAUCGUGAACGCAGAAGAACAGCUUGAGGCAUUGGAAUUCAUUCUGAACAAGACUCUGGCCAGCGCCUUUGAAACCUAUGGGGUAUCUUCUCUGGACGAUAGAGCCCCUGUGAUGGAAAUGAGGAACUCAUUAUCCACCAAUUCUACCCACUAUGACUUUCAAUUCCGCUUGAACAGAAUGCUCAAUGAACUUUUCCAUGACGCACAUACUCGUGUUGAGGUGGAGUCCAACCUUGACAAAUAUCGAAGCAUUGACAUGUGCCUCACGUGGGUUGCCAGUGGUGAAUUAGGAGAGGAAUCAUGGGAUCUGAUCAGUUCUUGUGACACCGACUAUAGUCAACGUGGUGACUAUAUAGUUUCAGUGGGAGGAGUUACUCCUGAAGCCCUAUUUGAGAUGCUCAGAAGGACCAUUCCUCAUGAGAAUGAUUACUUUCUUGCCAGUUUGGAAGAAGCUUGGCUUGUGCGGGAGGAUUUUCUAUCCUACUUUGGCAUGUUAGACAACCAAGGAAAUGUCGCAGUUGUCAUUGAGCGCGAUGGUGCUGUGCUGGAGGCUGUGUAUGUACCGCUGCUGGAAACGACUUCCAAUGCAGAUGACGAAAACACGCCUUUUGUUUCAUACGAGAUUUUGAACCACUCGAGCACUGCAGUCUUCAAAUUGGACGAUUGCAUCUUCAACGGCACUUUCAUGGCAGUCAUGACUGAGUUUUGGUCCAGUGUACUCAGCAACCCCAACAUCGACAAUGUUGUCGUUGACUUACGCGCAAACCGUGGAGGAGACUUCUCUGUUGCACCAGUGUUUCUCAGUUUCAUUUCGAAAGAUUCGUAUGAGCUGUUUGAUAUUUCUCAACGCAUCUCAGACGACUUUUGUCUGCAAACCCCGAUGCUUUGUGAUCCAGAAACCUUGACGGCAUUGACGAGCCUUGGUGCUAAUGUAACGGAUGAAUACAUGACGAUCCCCAGCUCUGUCAUGUCUGCAUUCUUCGCACCGCUCAUACCUCAAUCUGAAGUCACCUUUGGUGGCCAAUUCUCCGUGUUGACAUCGGGCACAACCUUCAGCAGCGCUCAUUUGUUCGCGGGAGUGGUGCAACAGAACUCCUUGGGCACGUUGGUGGGAACUCCAACAGGCAACACGCCAUCAUUUUGGGGUAACUUGAUCUCAUUCCCUGUCCCACACACAGAUUUGACCUUUCACUUGGCAACAUCCCAAACAGAGGGAAACAGCAUCUUCCCCGACGUCUUGAUCCCCACAACUCGCGAAGACAUUCUGGCCGACAAAGACCCCCAACUCGACUUCAUUGCCAGCCGCAAUUCGAGUGGCUCUAAUACCCCCUUAUCUGCGGCCAUGAUCCCUGGUGACGAUGGAAUUGCCGAUGAUGACGACGAAUCUCCUCCUGAAACAAUUGCUCCAACUUCAUCUACCCUUGAUGACAGUCACUCCUCCGCGGUGGACAGAGGCUUUGGUAGGCUGGUGAUCUUCAUCCUUAUGUUUGGUGUAGUCCUCGUACUGUAA